Molecule: messenger RNA, 536 nt
Organism: Pseudomassariella vexata
Lineage: Eukaryota; Fungi; Ascomycota; Sordariomycetes; Amphisphaeriales; Pseudomassariaceae
Exons: 1
Coding region: 228-536 (102 amino acids)
Source: RefSeq, a predicted model, not a curated record
AGCAUUCAUCCUCCAGCGACGUCAUAGCUGCCAAGAGCAGCAAAAAGGGCGGUUCAUCCCCCGAUUCUUCCUCCUCCGAAGACCAGUACGACCUCCAAAGAUUUGUCACUGCCCAUAACUAAAACGGCACUUACGCCCAAGCCCUCAAGGAGCUCAAACGGGGGCUCAAGAAGACGCACUGGAGUUGAUUCGUCCUCCCACAAUACGCUGGACUUGGCAGGAGUGUCAUGGCCCAAAGGUACGCCAUCAGCACCGUCGAGGAGGCAGUGGCGUAUCUGGAGCACCCGAUCCUGGGCAAGCGGAUCCGGGAGACGGCACAGGCGGUAUUGGACAAUCCAGCUAAGAGCGCGAUGAAGAUGCUGGGGGAUCCGGAUUACUGCAAAUUUCAGUCAUCGAUGACGCUUUUCCGGUACUCUGAUCUGGAUGAGGACAAUGUUUUUGGGAAGGUGCUGGAUCGAUUUUAUGAGGGCAAAUUGGAUGAGAGGAUGUAUGAGUUGAUUGAGGAAUACGGAGAGGAGAGGGAGGAAGUGGAAUAA